Messenger RNA from Neocloeon triangulifer, 1304 nucleotides. Its product is annotated as aurora kinase C-like. Gene Ontology annotation, cellular component: chromosome passenger complex; spindle pole centrosome; spindle midzone. Lineage: Eukaryota; Metazoa; Arthropoda; Insecta; Ephemeroptera; Baetidae. The record is from RefSeq and is a predicted model, not a curated record. The transcript is spliced from 7 exons. The coding region runs from base 171 to 1115 and encodes 314 amino acids. Gene Ontology annotation, biological process: mitotic spindle organization; regulation of cytokinesis; protein phosphorylation. Gene Ontology annotation, molecular function: ATP binding; protein kinase activity.
CCUCUUCAUUUUCAUGACAGGUGUUUUCAAUUUUCAAACCGUCGCAACGCGUUGUUCGCCGGCAAAUUUUUGUUUAAUAAUUUGAAAAUCAAGGCAUAAUCGUGUCUUUUCAAGCAGAAUUAUUCUCAGGAACGAAGUUCUUACUUGCCACUGGGAACUAGACUGCAACGAUGUCUAAAAUGAACCCUCCGACAACAACCUCGACCGUCCAGCAAGAAACCAUUUUGAUGGAAAAAAGAAUGCUGGAAACAAUCAAGAAGCGAAAAGCCGAGAAAUUGGAUUCAUGGAGUCUGGCAGAUUUUGAAAUCGGCCGUCCUUUGGGGCGAGGCAAAUUUGGCCGAGUUUAUCUGGCACGCGAAAAGACAACCAAGUAUCCAGUCGCGUUGAAGAUGAUUUUUAAAAAGGAACUUGUCAAGCACAAAAUGGAACAGCAACUGAUCCGAGAAAUUGAAAUUCAGUCCCAUUUGAAGCAUGAAAAUGUUCUGCAAAUGUUAACAUACUUUGUCGAUGACAAGAGAGUUUUCCUCGUGUUGGAAUACGCGGCCAGGGGGGAGCUUUUUCGAGAACUCAAUGCUCAGAAGCACGGCAGGUUUGAAGAGGCUAAGUGUGCCAAGUACAUUUAUCAAGUUGCCAGCGCUCUCCAGGCUUGCCAUGACUGCCAGGUCAUCCACAGAGACAUUAAGCCUGAAAAUAUUCUCAUAUCAGCUAGAGGAAAUAUUAAAAUUGCAGACUUUGGCUGGUCUGUGCAUGACUCCUCUCAUACUAAUAAGAGGAAGACUAUGUGCGGCACCUUGGAUUAUUUGGCACCGGAAAUGGUGAAGAAUGUUGAGCACUCUCACUUAGUGGACAACUGGUGCGUGGGAAUCCUUUGCUAUGAGUUGCUCGUCGGAAAACCGCCCUUCGAGAGCAAGACCAGCCACGAGACAUAUGAACGGAUCACCAAAGGAUUUGUCGAUUUUCCACCUUACGUUGGUACACUGGCCCGUGAUCUUAUUACCAAGUUGCUGCAAGUGAAACCUGCGAACCGUCUAUCCUUGAAAGAGGUGAAGGUACAUCCGUUCAUCGUGAAGCACUGGCCCCCAAAGACCCUGCCACCUCCUCAAGCUGCUAAGUAGACAGACCUCUUUAGCGUUUCUUGUAAAAUUAAUUCCGAUUUUUAAGCACAUAAAAAAUGGAUUUUAAUUUUAUAAAAAAAAACACGUGUAAAGUAAAAAGGGGUAUGCAAAGGAAAUGAAGAUGUUUUGUAAAUAUAAGUUCCAUUAUCAAUUAAAACAAGCAAAAAUUUGAAUUAACAUAAUUUUCUU